Messenger RNA from Bombina bombina (fire-bellied toad), 2510 nucleotides. Its product is annotated as nuclear factor 7, brain. The transcript is spliced from 9 exons. The record is from RefSeq and is a predicted model, not a curated record. Gene Ontology annotation, molecular function: zinc ion binding; protein binding. The coding region runs from base 100 to 2028 and encodes 642 amino acids. NCBI's taxonomy places the organism in Eukaryota, Metazoa, Chordata, Amphibia, Anura, Bombinatoridae.
UCUCUCCAUUUUGUCCGUGUCCGCUGUGAGAUAGACGUGGUGCACUUCGCUCCCGUGGUCUUCUUGUGCGCACUGCCGUAAUCUCUCUAGUAAUCAGCUAUGGCUUCUGUCGCUAACCCCGCAACCACCGAAUCCGACAAGAACGACACCCUGACCGGAGAGGAGGCCGACAGUAACCCCGACGAGUCAGCACUUGGCGAGGAUGAGGAGGACGAAAACGACGAUGAUGGCGGCGAAGACGAGGAGGAUGAAGACGAGGCCGAGACGGUGAAGGUCGGGAACAAGUACACGUGCAAGCGGUCGGACGGGACUCUCCAUGAAGCAGAGAUUGUGAAGACCCGAAUUAACAAACAGGCUGGACGGGAAGAGUACUAUGUACAUUAUGUAGGCUUGACUCGUCGCCAGAACGAAUGGGUGGACAAAACUCGCUUGGUGUUGUCCAAACCUUCAAAAGAUGCAAUUGAAACGAACGGAGACGACCAGGAGAUGAAAGACGUUUCUGAACAGGAUUCAAAGACCCCACAAAAGAGAAAAGCAGAGGACCCGGAGCCAGAAUCAAAGAAAGCAAAGGUUGAGGUUACUGAAGCAGUUUCAAACUCUGGACCAGGAGGUGACUUUGCUGAAGAGCUUACUUGUCCACUUUGCGUUGAACUCUUCAAAGAUCCUGUUAUGGUGGAGUGUGGUCACAACUUCUGCCGAAACUGCAUUGACAAGGCCUGGAAUGGGCAGACCACAUUGUCAUGUCCAGAAUGUAAAGAGUCCAUAUCUGACCACAAAUACACCACUAACAGGGCCCUGGCUAAUCUGGUCAAGAAGGCUGCUGGCACCCCUGCAACUCCUGUAGAGAAGAAAUCCCGUCCACUUGAAAACUGCCCUGUGCACGAUGAGAGGCUGAAGCUGUACUGCAAGGAUGAUGGUGCCCUUGGAUGUGUUAUUUGUCGAGAUUCUCUUAAGCAUGCAUGCCAUAACUUCCUGCCUAUCUUGGAUGCUGUGGGUGUGUACAGGGAAGAGCUGACUGCUAUUGUGUCCCCACUAGAAGCUUCUCUGAAAGUUAUUGAGCAGCUGACUAGUCAGCAGAAUGAAAAGAUUGAACAGCACAAGACCAAUGUGUCAGAGUAUAAGCAGCAUGUAGUGUCAGAGUUUGAAAAGGUACACAAGUUCUUGAAGGUGCGUGAGGAGAAGCUGUUGGAGCAGCUGAAGGAACAGGGAGAUAGUUUGCUGAAGGAAAUGGAGCAGAACUUGAUCAAGAUGCAGGAAAAACGAGACAACAUCAAGCAGACAAUCUCUGUGGCUGAGGACCGAGUGAAUGACAAGGACGCCAUCUCGUUCCUCACUGAUAUCAAAAACUUCAUUGACAAGUGCCAGGAACAGCAGAAGGAAGUGGUGUCAUCUGGUAAUACUCUACUUUCUAAAGACCUGUGCCAAGGAACAUUUAAGGGACCCAUCCAAUAUAUCAUUUGGAAGGAAAUGAAAUCCUUCAUUGUUCCAUAUCUGUCUCCAAUGAUGCUAGAUCCAAGCACUGCUCACCCAAACUUGCUUCUGUCUGAUGGGCUGACCAGUGUUAAGUACGGAGAUGCCAAGCUCCCACUCCCUGACAACCCAAAACGUUUCAGCCAGUGUAUUCUUGUUCUGGGAUCUCAAGGCUUUGAUUCAGGACGUCACUACUGGGAAGUGGAAGUCGGCGACAAGACUGCCUGGGACGUUGGCAUGGCCAGCGAAUCCAGUAAUCGCAAGGGAAAGAUCAAGCUCAACCCCAAGAAUGGCUACUGGGCAAUCUGGCUUAGGAAUGGCAAUGCCUACAAGGCCCUAGAAUCUCCAUCAAAGUCGCUAGUCUUGGCCUCAAACCCCAAGAGAAUUGGUGUUUAUGUAGAUUAUGAGGGAGGUCAGAUCUCAUUCUACAACGCAGAUAACAUGACCUCCAUUUACACUUUCAAUGCCACCUUUACAGAGAAGCUGUAUCCAUACCUAUCCCCAUUCUUGCACGAUUCUGGGAGAAACUCAGAACCCCUGCGCCUCGUCCACAACUAAUGGGUCACUAGUUCAGUAGUGGUCACAGGGUAACUGAGUGGGAACCCAGUUUUUAAAACUAAUUCCUGGCAGUCCUCUGAAAUGCAUCUUGUUACAUUCUGAAGUUUAUAUGUAACUGUGAAAGCUCCUGUGAUAAGCAUCUAUUGUUUAAUGUUUAGCUGCUAUAUAAGCAUUCAGCCAUGAGUGCAGCUUUACUGUUAAUUUCACAUUUUCUUUUACAGUUUCCCUGUGAUGGCUGCACAUUGUGCGCUAUGUUCUAAUGCGGUUAACCUGUAAUGCACUAGUCUCAGUGAGGGUUUCUUUAUAAGCAGCUUUCCUCUUGUGAUGCUGAGGGGAACACAUUAGUUGCAGUUUCAAGUUCUGUUGAAUAUUUUUUUUAUCUUUGUGAAUUUUUGAUAGUAUGUAUAUUUCAUAGGCUUUUGCCUUUGUUAUGAAUAACAGCCACAACUCAUUUUAUUUUGGAAAUAAAAGGUGGCAAAACA